AUGAUUCUUAGCGGACUGGAAGUCGUCACCCGCCAAUUAGUUCGGAAUCUCCGCGGUCUCACCCAGCAACAACCAUGCGGCAUCGACCUGACUCUCCGUCAGGUCUCACAAUGGACCUCCGCCGCGACCAUCGACUUCGACAACACGAAACGCCAGGGGGCCAAGACCUCCAGCUUGUCGUUUGACAGCACCAGCCACGCCAUUACGCUGCACCCGGGCGCGUACUUGGUCGAUUUCAACGAAACUGUUCAAGUGCCGCGGAAUUGCAUGGGGAGCAUUUUUCCGCGGUCAUCGCUCUGGCGGUCCGGGGUCGGAGUCACCGCUGGCGUCGUCGACGCCGGGUAUGAAGGUGCGCUCGGUGCCUUGAUCGAAGUCAAGAAUCCCCACGGCGUCGUUUUGUAUCGAGACGCCAAGCUCGCCCAGAUUGUGUUUGAGGAAUUGGGCGAGACUGUGGAAGGAUACAAUGGUAUCUACCAGUCUUCGACGAGCAGUGUCGGGCGUGAUGGGACUGGCCAGUCGUCAAACGCUUGA
This is a messenger RNA of Aspergillus fumigatus Af293, 531 nucleotides long. RefSeq names its product putative dUTPase. Lineage: Eukaryota; Fungi; Ascomycota; Eurotiomycetes; Eurotiales; Aspergillaceae. The record is from RefSeq and is a predicted model, not a curated record.